CCUCUUCUCAGGAGAAAGCCCUGUACCAUGUCCUCUCUUUGUCAUUUCGGGUGAUAAAGCUAUCUCUGCCAGAUCUCUUGCAAACUAGGGCUGGUGAUGUGUGACGUCACAUCCACGCUAAACCCAUCCGAGCAGUCACGGGGAACUAUACCGCCCGAAUGAAACCUGCUGGCAGAUUUCUAUUUUCAACAGUUGGCGCUGGAUUCGCCAGCUGUCUCACUGAUGGAGAGCCUUGAUGAAGUGUCCCGCCCGCGAGAGGCCGCGGAGGAGCGAGGCGCGGUCUCGGUCGACGGUUACUCCUCCAAGGCGCCGUCGGUGGCCGAGAAUGACUCGCCCAACUCGAUCUCAGAAUUUCCCGCCGGAAAUAAAGGCACGUCAUUCACGUCGAAUUCCAGCUCGAAAUUAUUAGACGACACCGACUCGACUCCCCGCCCCCCAACCGAUCAAGACGACGUCUCGAUACCGCAGCGGAUUCUGUCGCCCUUCGCUCCGAUCCCCUACAAUCCUCCGUCUGUCGGCUCCAUGGGUGAUGAGGCUGGCGAGGAAGAAGAUGAAGAACCCCACGUGGCGACCUCCUUCGAGCGGGAUUCUACGCCCGCCUCGGCCCAGAAACGUCGGUCCAUGUAUUUCGACACCGGCGAAGACGAGUUCAAUCGCAUGCACAAGUUUUCGCUCUACGAGACGGCGACCCGCUUUUACAUGGUUGGCAUGAAUUUGUCGGAUACACGGUUUAGAAUUUUGAAAAUCGACCGGACGUCCGAGACGGAUCUGAGCGUUGCCGAGGACGAUAUCGUGUACACAAAGAGAGAAAUGAGUCAAUUGUUGGAUGCUAUCGAUGAUGGGAACAAAAUAUCGGGUGGGCUGAAGCUGAGAUGCAGUGCAUGGGCCUUGUUGGGCUUCAUCCGGUUAACCGGGGCUUACUACAUGCUGCUCGUCACCAAAAGGAGCCAGGUGGCCAUGCUUGGUGGCCACUAUGUCUACAAGGUCGACGGCACUGAGCUUAUCUCUUUGACUCCGUCCAGCUCGUCGCGACUGAAACCCGAGAAAAAUCCGGAGGAGGCGAGGUAUAUUGCGAUUCUCAACAAUCUCGAUCUCACCCGGUCUUUCUAUUUCAGUUACUCCUACGAUAUCACACAAACAUUGCAACGCAACAUCUGUCGCGAACGUAAAGCUCAUCAGGAUGGGCUCCCGAAACCGUUCCACCAAGACUUCAAUACCAUGUUCAUAUGGAAUCACCAUCUUCUCACUCCGGCUAUCGCGGCUCUAAAGAGUCCUUAUCAAUGGUGUUUGCCGAUCAUCCACGGGUAUGUCGAACAGGCGAAAGUGGACAUAUACGGUCGACUGGUCUACAUCACUCUCAUUGCUCGCCGUUCCCGGUUCUUUGCUGGAGCUCGUUUUCUCAAGAGAGGUGCCAACGAUCUGGGUUACGUUGCCAAUGAUGUUGAAACCGAGCAAAUUGUAUCGGAAAUGUCAGCUACAUCGUUCCACGCUCCGGGGCCUCAUCUCUACGCCAAUCCCCUGUACACUUCCUAUGUUCAGCACCGAGGCAGUAUUCCUCUCUACUGGACACAGGAAAGCUCGGGAGUCUCUCCGAAGCCAGACAUCGAGCUUAACCUGGUCGAUCCGUUUUACUCCGCCGCCGCUCUUCACUUCGACAAUUUGUUUGAAAGAUACGGUGCUCCAGUGUAUGUCUUGAAUCUCAUCAAAUCCAGGGAACGAACACCACGAGAGUCCAAGCUCCUCAAAGAGUAUACAAAUGCGAUCAAUUAUCUGAACCAAUUCCUACCCGAGGAUAAGAAGAUCAUCUACAAACCUUGGGAUAUGAGCCGCGCAGCGAAAAGUCGAGAUCAGGACGUGAUCGGGACACUGGAGCAAAUUGCUGGAGAAAUCAUUCCGCAGACCGGUUUCUUCAAAAAUGGCUACGAUGCUGAGUCCGGCCUUCAAGUGCAGAAUGGCAUCGCUCGUACAAACUGCAUCGAUUGUCUGGAUCGCACAAAUGCUGCCCAGUUUGUAAUUGGAAAAAGGGCUCUUGGGCACCAGCUUCACGCCCUUGGUAUCAUCGACGGCACGACUGUGGAAUAUGACACUGACACUGUCAAUAUAUUUACGGAUUUGUGGCAUGAUCAUGGUGACAACAUUGCCGUCCAAUAUGGAGGGUCUCACCUGGUAAACACAAUGGCCACCUAUCGCAAAAUAAAUCAAUGGAGCAGUCAUUCUCGAGACAUGGUGGAGAGCUUCAAGCGAUACUACAACAACUCAUUCCUUGAUGCCCAGCGUCAAGAAGCGUACAACCUUUUUCUCGGAAACUACAUAUUCUCUCAAGGGCAGCCCAUGCUCUGGGACCUGUCCACCGAUUACUAUCUGCACCACGCCGACCCGAGAUCCUGGUCAAAUAAGAAGAAGCCGAACUACAUCCAGUGGUAUACUCCGGAAAACCUGAAGGCGAAGGAGCUCCCACCGCCUCCUCUGCCGCCAAAAGAGCCUCUCUCACGUUACGAUGAUUAUUGGCUAGAGUAUUACAGGCCCUUAGCUCUCUCAACCUUCUCCAAGGUCUUUACUCUGAAGAACCCCUUGACAACCAUCCGCUACCUCUCGCUUCGUCCCGCAUCUGCCCUUCCUAGUGACCUCAGCCCGUUCGUUGCGCGAAUCACACAUGAGCACAUGAAUCGCGAUCGUCCGCAGCGCACCGUGAAGAUUCAGGAGCCGGACCGAGCUUCGAAGGACCCUUCUGAGCGAUCGCGCAUCGAGGCUGGCCAACUCCAAAGCAAGCAAUACCCAUCGGCCGGCAUCAUGAAAGAACCGACCGAUAAAUUCCCCCACCACAACAGUUCAUUCCAGUCCUUCCCGCAGCCCUCGGAUUCCACCACGCCCAGCAAAGCCCAGAUUGCCCAGUGGACCUUGGGUCAGCUCGUCACGGAUUCUCUGAACCCAUCAAUCACCGCCGGCGAGGCGGAGGAAUACGAGCAUUAUAUCAACCACCCCCUCAAGGUGCCACUCGUCGUCACAUCCAAGAACGAGAUCACGGCCGCUUCGAUCCGCGAGCACGACUCCAACCUCGAUCUCCUCGAGUACGCCAACAAAGUCAACAUCGAGGAGUCCACUCUUCAGGCCAGAGCCACGGAGAAUUAUGCCGACUACGCCGAAUUCCUCGAUGUCUCCGAAAGCGGGCUCACCGUGGUGGCGGAGGACUACGAGAAGAAGCGCUAUAAACGUUAUCGACAGUGGCUGCGAGGCAAGAGUUUGUUCAAGCAGCGUGUCGAUUCAUGACUGCACUUAUUUGUGCUACCCCCGGCUACGAUGUUAUGACCUUAGCAUGACGCUAUGACUUUAGCAUGAUACCCCCUUGUCGCUCUUUUCUUUGAUUUAAUCUUUUUUCUUGUUC
This is a messenger RNA of Aspergillus steynii IBT 23096, 3382 nucleotides long. RefSeq names its product phosphatidylinositol-3,5-bisphosphate 5-phosphatase. Gene Ontology annotation, molecular function: phosphatidylinositol-3,5-bisphosphate 5-phosphatase activity. The record is from RefSeq and is a predicted model, not a curated record. The transcript has 2 exons. Gene Ontology annotation, biological process: phosphatidylinositol dephosphorylation. Gene Ontology annotation, cellular component: intracellular membrane-bounded organelle. The coding region runs from base 223 to 3267 and encodes 1014 amino acids. Lineage: Eukaryota; Fungi; Ascomycota; Eurotiomycetes; Eurotiales; Aspergillaceae.